AUGACUAUGGAAAUUGAACUGUGCCCUUCCUUGCUGAGCGCCAGUACGCCUGCGCAGAUAGCCCUCAGCUCGCCGAGUCAGACGAUUGGCUCGGUGGUGCACGUGCUGUGUGAGAACCAGACAAUUGCCGUGCUACGCUGCAUGGCCAAUCGCCAGUGGAACGGAACCCUCGUCGAGAAGUGCACGUCGGAGUUGACGGAGGAGAGCGGCGGCGAGUUCCGCGUGGAGACGGUGAUAAUCAUCGUGUGGGUGCUGGGGGGCGUGCUCCUCUUCGCCCUCCUCGUGCUGCUCACAGUCAUUGUCACGUCACACCAGAAACACAGACACCGCUCCAGAAGAAGAUCGAUAUUCUCGACGCCCAGUCAGUCAAACCGGAACUCGCGAUACGGGGACAACCCGGGAUUCACCACGGACUCUGAGGCCGGGUUUGGCGGGGCGACUUUACACAGAAACUCGUCCCACAGGUCCUCGCUCCGGCCACCAUCUUACCACGAAGCCAUUUCCGGUAGACUGAUAUGCAUGCCGGGAAUCGCAACUCGCGUUUCCGGUCAGUCACCAGUUACUUCAUCGGCAGCUAGAGACAGCUGUCAGUCACCGCGAGCUACGCCUACCAAUUCACGAAGGGAAUCCCAGAAUGCACCAGGUGUUCGGACAAACGGUUCAGACAUUAGAACCAGCGGCGCGCCUGUCGGUGCGUGCGGCGGUGCGCCCGGAAAUGUGAGGAGAUACGCGUACGAAUACCCAUCAUGCUUUUGGGAGGAAGAGCCCCCACCUCCAUAUUCCACCAUAACCCAGUACACCCCUGUGACGUCAGUGUCGGCCCCAGUGGAGAGACCUCCACCUCCAGCAAGACCCCAAAGAUCGUCAGCACCAUUAGCGAGACUGGAGUACAUAUAA
This is a messenger RNA of Gigantopelta aegis, 897 nucleotides long. RefSeq lists its product as uncharacterized. The transcript has 5 exons. The record is from RefSeq and is a predicted model, not a curated record. Bases 1 to 897 code for a protein of 298 amino acids. Lineage: Eukaryota; Metazoa; Mollusca; Gastropoda; Neomphalida; Peltospiridae.